GGCAAAACCAGAAGUAGUUUGAAAGUCGCUUGACCAGAACAAGCUGAGUUCUCAUGAAGAGAAAAGUACGAUUUCUGACCGUGAAGAAGGAGAAAGUGUCCUAAAGAGGUUGUUCUGCUGUGCGAGAGUCGCUUCGUUAACAGUUAGUACCGAGCUGGAAGGGAAACGAGACACCGUAGACUGACGACCACGACCCCGAUGAACCUCCCCUCUCUGUGCACGCCAAGAAGCGACGGCCCCCGACUCGUUUUUCCGGGAUCCGUCCUCGCGGUUUUCCCGCCCUGUGGGUGUUCUGGAGCCAACUGCAUGCUGGGCCGUAGAUGCUGAGCUGAAGCCUCCCGAGAGGACCUCCUCCGUCCGUCUCGUCCCCGCACGGCGCUUCCUGCCCCUCCCUCCCCCCAAUGCCUCGAUGGAGAACCUUCCUCAGUCAGUACCUGCGAUGGUCCAACCCCGUCACCCAGGCUCUCGUCCUGUCCGCCGUCACCUUCUGCGUCGUCCUCCCCCUGUGCUGCCACCGGCUGCUGUACUCGUACUACUUCAUCCGCUCCGUGUACCUGGACUCCAUGAGCGAGGAGGUGCUGCGCGAGAGCCUCGACCGCGGCCAGGACGCGCUGCGCUUCUGGCGGAGCGCCUCCGCCGCGUCGGCGUGGCCCCCCGGAUUCGCCGACGCCGACGCCCUGCGUCCUGAGCUGCUGGUCACCGUGGUGACGUCCCGGCGCGACCAAGGGCGAGACUUCCACUACCUGCUGCAGGUGAUGCGCCGGCUGAGCGGCGCGCUGGGUGGCUGCGGGGAGCGGCGCUGCGCCGAGGUGCUGGUCUGCGACGUGGAAAGCGGCCCGCUGGAGAACCAGGACGCCCGGCUGCUGGAGGACCGCGUCAGGGUGUGGCGGUCCCCCGAGGAGCAGCGCCGGAACCGGGACGCGGUCAACACCUUCGAGAGGGAGAAGAGGGACUACGUCUUCUGCCUGCGCAAGAGGUGAGAGCUGGCGAGGCCUCGCAACGUGGUCGUCCUGGAGGACGACGCUCUGCCGAAGGAGGACUUCUUCCAGGUGGUGAGAGACCUGCUGUCGCGUCGGUUCUCCCUGGACACCCUCUACGUGAAGCUGUAUCACCCCGAGAGGCUGCAGCGCUACUGGAACCCCGAGCCGUACCGCAUCCUGGAGUGGGUGGGGCUCGGGCUGGUCGGAGCCACGGCCCUCCUCCUCGCCUUCUCCCGCUGGAACCCCCGCGGCUUCUCCUGCGCGCCGUCGGCCGGCCACCUCCUCUUCUUCACGGUGUACUUCAUGGCCGUCUCGGAGCUGCUGGGGCGGCACUACUUCCUGGAGGCGCGGAGGGUUUCCCCGCAGCUCUACGCCGUCUCGCCGGCCACGGAGUGCUGCACCCCCGCCAUGCUCUUCCCGGGCAACUCCUCGCUCCGGGUGGCCGAGUACCUGGACGGCUCCUUCUGCGCCAAGGGGAACGCCAAGGACACGGUGCUGUAUCGGUUGGCUCGGGCGACGCCCGGGGAGAAGUCUCACAGCGUGGAGCCCAACCUCAUCAGCCACAUCGGGGCCUAUUCCUCAGUCCGACCCAACCCGGCCCGGCCCAAGCUCCUCUGACUCGGUCUAAUCAGGUUCCUCCUCGCGUGGAUCUACUCUUCUUCUGCUUUCACGUCGAGCCGCCCAAUUUUGUAAAACUAAAAUUCAACAAAUAAAUCGAUUAGGUUUGAAUUUACUGUCGAUUUAACUAUCGAUUAUUAUCAAAAUGAUGUCUCUUUAACGAGCAACUAUGUGGAAAAUAAAUCAAGUUUACAUUUUGUUAGUGCAGCAACAGAUUAUUCAAAGCGCCAUCAGGAAUAAAAACAGAAUUACAUAAUAAAAUAUUCAAACAGAGUUGAUUGUAAGAUAUCGUGAGCGAUAAACAAUCCAGAUGUUUGUGUCGGCGUAUUCCCGAUAUCGGUACCAGUGGCCGCUUGUGUACGCAGGAUCUGUUUCAGUGGUGCUUUUCAGUUUUCUAUGUCCAUUCUGUUUCUAUUUGAAUCCAUGCAGCUGUCUUACGGAGUGAUUCAAGGAUUAUUUGGGGGGGAAGUUGAGUCAUUUUGUUUCUUUGGCCCUGUUUAGCUGGCUAACACCGCUAAUGUUAGCUUCAUAUAUUGGUCGAAACGCCUUCUUUUUCCACUCGUAAUAUCAGUCUAUGAAAAGGACAUCAGAUUCAUACGUCACUGCUUAUUUCAGACGGGGUGUUUGGAACGUCGUUGUCUGGAUGCUGGAUGCUGAACACCCAAAUGUCAGAGAAAUGAGGAUUGUGCUGCUAAAGGUUUGCGUAGCGUUUCCUCACCAGGAGAUUUACUAAAACCUCACACCGUCUAGUAAAACCCGACCAUUCUGUCUCACUGAAUGUGCCUUUAACGUUUGGGGCUUUGACCAUUAGCAGAGGUUUCACUCCACAGCCAAAUAUUACCCAUAAUUCACCUCUGGAGGAAAUGACCCUCAAGUUGAUUAUGUGCAAUAUUUAAAUGCAUUUAAUCAUGAAAUGAAUUGAACCUUGUAGGAAUUACAGGACGUAGCUGCCAAAGUAAAACCAAAUAGGCUCAUGAGUUCCCACUGCAGUAAACCACCAUAGAAACUAAUGGAAACCACACGAUGAAUGAUAAUGAGCGUGUACAAGAGUAUAAGGAAAGAUUUAUAUUAUAUAAAAAAAACACAUAUACAUAUGUUUGAUGGAAAAAUCUGUUGACUAAAAAAAACGUGAAAUUAUAUUUAUUAUACAUUUUGAUGAAAAUAAUCGGUUAAAUGAUCAGAGAAGCUCUACAUGAGAAUAUUUUUUUUUUUAGUUUAUCUGCAAAACUUUUUAUAUUACUGAUUAUAUAUACUUGAAGUUACAUUAAUUUCUAAAAUGAACUCUUAUUUGAGUUGUUUGAUUUAAGCUCUGUUGUGAGGGUGCUUCAUUCAUGGAACAUUUAUAUUGAGUGUUGAAUAAGUUCCUCUUGGAUGUGUUUUUCAUCCCAUUUUGUUUGCAUAUUAAUAACAUUUAUAAAAAAAUCGUUUUAUUUAUUUCUUUAUGACUUUUUGUCAAAUUAUUGGCCAAAAUGAUUUGACUGACGUGUGUUUCUGUUUACACUGAGACUCUUUGACUGUUUUCUAAAUUUAAAAACAAUAAAUCAAUACGUUUGGAGUCACUUUGUGGUUUUCCAGCAGCAACA
Messenger RNA from Gasterosteus aculeatus aculeatus (three-spined stickleback), 3181 nucleotides. NCBI's taxonomy places the organism in Eukaryota, Metazoa, Chordata, Actinopteri, Perciformes, Gasterosteidae. The record is from RefSeq and is a predicted model, not a curated record.